UGUAUAAUUAUAUCAAGGUUAAAAAUAGGGUAGUGUACCAAACCAGUAUAGCUCCUGAUGCCAGUGUCUGAUUAACCUUCUCACCCUUUCUGAUUUGGCUCCUGAAAUAGCAGUGAUUUGCUAGAUUACCUUGCACCUCCUUUCUAUUCUGAGACGACUGUUUAUAUCAUUGAAACUUUCAGGUUUGUAAAUCAGCCUCUAAGCAGAUUAACAUUUAUAAUUGGCUUGUGGAAAAUUAGAUCCCUCACUUAACUGACACUGAUAUCAAACAUGGACAGGAGCAGAUGGGCAGUGCUGUAAGAGCAACAGGAGGAAGAGGAUCAUUCCUGUAGCAUCAUUCUUCUGACCACGCAUACACAUGGGGAACAAUAGCAGCUCCACAGUGGAUGAUCUGCAGGCUGUUGAGAUCCACCACUGGUACAAAAAGUUCAUGAUGGAGUGUCCUUCUGGACAGCUGACAGAGCAUGAAUUUAAGCAGUUCUUUGGGCUUCGAGGGCUGGAUCCAGAGGCCAAUGAGUACAUUAAGCAGAUGUUCCGCACGUUUGAUAUGAACAAGGAUGGAUAUAUUGACUUCAUGGAAUAUGUGGCUGCCCUCAGCCUUGUUCUCCGUGGGAAGAUGGAGCAGAAAUUGCGGUGGUAUUUCAAGCUCUAUGAUGUAGAUGGCAACGGCUGCAUUGAUCGACAUGAAUUGCUCAACAUCAUUAAGGCUAUUCGAGCUAUUAAUGGUGGUGACCAUGAAACUAGUGCAGAAGAGUUCACCAACCGAGUCUUCAACAAAAUUGAUGUGAAUGGAGAUGGUGAACUUUCUCUGGAUGAAUUUGUGGAGGGAGCAAAGAAAGACGAGGAGUUCAUGGAGGUUAUGAUGAAAAGUGUGGACCUGUCACACAUUGUGGCCAUGAUCAACAACCGUCGGCAUAGUGUAUAA
Messenger RNA from Pygoscelis adeliae (Adelie penguin), 925 nucleotides. RefSeq names its product guanylyl cyclase-activating protein 1-like. The record is from RefSeq and is a predicted model, not a curated record. The transcript is spliced from 4 exons. Gene Ontology annotation, molecular function: calcium ion binding; calcium sensitive guanylate cyclase activator activity. Lineage: Eukaryota; Metazoa; Chordata; Aves; Sphenisciformes; Spheniscidae. The coding region runs from base 359 to 925 and encodes 188 amino acids.